Molecule: messenger RNA, 1080 nt
Organism: Vigna unguiculata (cowpea)
Lineage: Eukaryota; Viridiplantae; Streptophyta; Magnoliopsida; Fabales; Fabaceae
Product: GDSL esterase/lipase At5g42170-like
Biological process (GO): lipid metabolic process
Cellular component (GO): extracellular region
Molecular function (GO): lipase activity
Source: RefSeq, a predicted model, not a curated record
AUGUUUUUCUUUGAAGUGCUUUCUUCUCAAUUGUUUCUAGUCAUUGUUUGGUCAUUUUCAACUAUUAUUACAUCUCUUGUUAGUGUUGUGAGUUUACCAAACAAUGAAAGUGUUCCAGCACUGUUUGUGUUCGGAGACUCUAUAGUAGAUACAGGUAACAAUAACUACAUUAACACCAUAGCCAAAUGUAAUUUUCGACCAUAUGGUAAAGAUUUUGGUGGAGGAAAUCAACCAACUGGGAGGUUCAGCAAUGGUUUAACCCCUUCAGAUUUCAUUGCUGCAAAAUUUGAAGUUAAGAAGCUUUUGCCACCGUACCUUGAUCCAAAUUUGAAACGUGAAGAUCUCCUCAGAGGUGUAAGCUUUGCAUCUGGUGCUAGUGGAUAUGAUCCUCUAACUUCUGAACUAGCAUUAGUGUUAUCAUUAUCAGAUCAACGGGACAAAUUCAGGGAAUACAUAAAAAAGAUACAGAACAUGGUUGGAGAAACCACAACGACAACAAUGAUAUCGAAAAGCAUAUACAUCUUAUGCACAGGAAGCAAUGACAUUACCAAUACUUACUCUUUUAGGCGGCUGAAAUAUAAUAUUUCAACUUAUACAGACUUCAUGGCUUCACAAGCUACAAAGUUCUUAAAAGAACUUUAUGGACUUGGAGCUAGAAGAAUUGGAAUAGUUGGUUUGCCAAUUCUAGGGUGUGUGCCCUUUCAAAAAACAAUGAGAGGAGGAUUUAAGAGAGCAUGUUCAGAUUCUGAAAAUCAAGCUGCGAUAUUGUUCAACAAAAAGCUAUCAUCCCAAAUAGAUAUUCUUGGGAAAAAUUUUCCUGAAGCUAGACUUGUCUACCUUGAUAUUUACAACCCAUUAUCGGAUAUGAUUCAAAACCCCUCUAAAUAUGGUUUUGAAGUAGCAGAUAAAGGAUGUUGUGGCACAGGAUAUUUUGAAGUAGGCUUUAUGUGUAACGCUCUUUCCAAGAUAUGUUCAAACAGGUCAAACUAUAUAUUUUGGGAUAGUGUCCAUCCUACGGAAAGGGCCUAUAAUAUACUUUGUUCAGAGGCGCUUGACAAAAAUAUCAACAAAUUCUUCUGA